This is a messenger RNA of Colossoma macropomum (tambaqui), 2697 nucleotides long. RefSeq names its product C1q and TNF related 1 (gene c1qtnf1). NCBI's taxonomy places the organism in Eukaryota, Metazoa, Chordata, Actinopteri, Characiformes, Serrasalmidae. The record is from RefSeq and is a predicted model, not a curated record. Gene Ontology annotation, molecular function: protein binding. The transcript has 4 exons. Bases 206 to 1060 code for a protein of 284 amino acids.
CCCGGCUCCUGAUGGCACACUGGGUUUGGGAGAGCAGGAGGGAGAUGUCUUGCACAGCCUGACAGGCAAACACACUCUCAAAAGAAGAAAGAGAGCGAGAGGGAGAGGGAGCACAUUGCCGGCUAACACAUUCUUGCACUCACAGUACAAAACAAAGAGGAUCUCCUAACAAGCAUUAGUUUUACCUCCUCCAACACUAGAGCACAUGUUCCAGAUGAUGCAGGUGUGUGGUGGUCGUGGGAUGCCCCUGCCAGCGGUGAGCGUGGGAGUACUGUUGCUGGUGUGUGCAAAGUGGGCUGAGCCGUACAGGACACCUCACCCCGAGGAAGAUCAGGACAGAUAUGAUCCCAGAGAUUAUCGCCAAGAAACAGAUUACCAUAGAGAGAACAGUGACAGCAAGAGAACAGAGUGCCGGCGAUGUUGUGACCCAGUGGAGGAACCACUCCAGUAUAGCAGCAAUUACCCACAAUACCAGGUGGUUCCACAGAUAAACAUCACUAUUCUCAAAGGGGAAAAAGGAGAAGUCGGCCAGCGAGGGCCCUACGGGAAAACAGGCAAGACCGGGCAGAUGGGCCCAAGAGGAACCCAUGGCUUGAAAGGCACCAAGGGCAGCAUAGGAACUCCAGGAGAACCCUGCAAGUCCUACUAUGCUGCUUUCUCUGUGGGCCGCAAGAAGGCUCUGCACAGCAACGACUACUACCAGACCCUGGUGUUCGACACUGAGCUGGUCAACCUGUACGGCCACUUCAACAUGUUCACAGGAAAGUUCUUCUGCUAUGUGCCAGGGAUUUACUACUUCAGCUUGAAUGUGCACACGUGGAACCAGAAGGAGACGUACCUGCACGUGAUGAAGAAUGAGCAGGAGAUGGCCAUCCUGUACGCCCAGCCCAGUGAUCGCUCCAUCAUGCAGAGCCAGAGCCUGAUGCUGGAGCUGGAGAGAGACGACGAGGUGUGGGUACGGCUCUUUAAGGGCGAGAGGGAAAACGCUGUCUUCAGUGAUGACUUCGACACUUACAUUACAUUCAGCGGGCACCUCAUCAAAGCCAAGAGUGAAGGCUAGCGGACCUCUGUAAUGUGUCUACAGGCAUAAAACACAUCCAAGUAUAUUUGCAUUGAAUAACUGAAAUAUCGUCUUAUUGCAUACUUCUUGUAUCAUUUAUAUUGGACAUGUAGUAGGCUAUACAAAAGUAGCCCCUCUCAAGUAACAUAACAUUAUUAUCCUCCAAUCUGAGUAUGAAGAGAACAGGGAUGUGAGAAGAAUAUCAGAGGCUUUGGGAGCAUAAAGUUGAAUCAAGGACUAAGUUUAAUGACUCAAACGAUCCAUACAUACGCUUGUGAAAGUGAAUGUUAUUAUUGUGGUGUUGUGUUACUGGUUGUCAUUGUGUGACAAAUCACUUUUUGUCUGGAAGCUGGAAGUUUGGUACUGAUUAUGCUGGAUAAAUACAGAUAUAACAACACAAACACUGCAUAAGGAUAACAGGUUUCAGUAACAUGCAUCAAUUAAAUGUAUAUACAGAGGUCUUCAAUGUAACCUACAGUACUGUGCAAAAGUCAGAGCCCACGCUUCAUUUAUUAAAUUUAGAGUCAAAAUGGCACUUUAACAUAAAUUACUCACUUUGCAGAAAUGACUGGAUAUAAAUUAAUCCAGUUACAUAAGGAUGGAGAAAGUCAUAUGAAAAAGUGGAAGAAUAAGUUUCUAAAACUGGAGUUCAAAAAAAUGACUAAAAGAUAUUUAGUGAUUGAGACUUCUGUGUAAUUUUCUGUUAAAUAUGUAUUCUACUUUUUUCUGGUGCUGAAAAAUGAAUAAUUGAAAAAAAAAAACUUAUUUUGAGUGGAAAUGAAUGAAUAAAUGAAGGGUGGUGUUGUACGAUAAUGAACAUCAAAAACAAUUGAGCUCUUUAAAGAAAUCAAUUAAAGGUACACUCAGCUUCAAAUUUUGCUAAACAGGAAAUCUCAAGAGGUUUGUGUUAUACAAAAGAUCAAAUCAAGCCUUUAAAUAAUUAAAAUAACCUAAAAUUUUAGCAUAUGCAAACUCACUGCCAGUCUGGACUGUGUUUUCCUUGUUGCAUCAUCUUGCACUAGUCUAUUAAAAAUGCUAUGGUGAAGUUCAAAUCAACAAAGGUGCUCUGGUCAAUGACGAUACAGUUUGAUGGUGCUGUUGAACAUUUGAAAUAUGCACAUAUUCUAUUUUCUAUGACAGUGUAUUUUUGUAUUCUCAGAAUUGGUAUGUUUACAGUGUCUGUAAGCUUGUAAGGGACUUGAAUUAUAAAUAAUGUAAACAAUGCAAAUGAAAUUUUAAGUAGCACUAUAAAAAAACCUGAUAACCGGAUCACUGAUAACACUUCACUGAGGACCAUUGAGGGGCGUAUUAUGAAAUGGUUUGUUGAUUCAUUAAAACGAAUCAGAGUAUAGUUGAUGAUGAUGGCCCUGAGUGAACUUUGGUCUUUCCGUCCAUGGCACCCUACAGGAAUUACUUAAGAGCAGAGAAAGAUGAUGAAGCACUUUUAAUGUCAGCAGCUGUAAAUGUUCUUUUUUUCCCUCACUGAUGUUAUAGGAAAGUGACUUCAUGUGUUGCAGGCCAGUAUUGUUGCAUCGAAUUGAACGUUCAAAAGCAAUGUAAACAAAUAUGAUGUACAAAUAAAGAUGAUGCAAAUAUAUCUAAUAAAAAAGCAUAAAGAAAUACUUAAAAACAGCUUA